Messenger RNA from Phycomyces blakesleeanus NRRL 1555(-), 2572 nucleotides. RefSeq lists its product as hypothetical. Gene Ontology annotation, cellular component: SCF ubiquitin ligase complex. Gene Ontology annotation, molecular function: protein binding. Lineage: Eukaryota; Fungi; Mucoromycota; Mucoromycetes; Mucorales; Phycomycetaceae. The transcript has 2 exons. The coding region runs from base 1 to 2142 and encodes 713 amino acids. Gene Ontology annotation, biological process: SCF-dependent proteasomal ubiquitin-dependent protein catabolic process. The record is from RefSeq and is a predicted model, not a curated record.
AUGUGUAAACUGUCUAGUUGUGUGACUUUGCUGUUUGAAGACGAGAGGGUUGACUGGACAGACUGGAUAAGGAAAAAAAUCAUGAAAGGAUUUUUACUCGCUAUUCUCGGCUUAUUCUUGGGAUGGAUUCAAUUUUGGAUCCACUGCUGUGUUCACAUUGCAGCCGCAAUCACUGCCGUUAUCCACAUCUCAUCCGCUCUCAAUAGAAAACGGAGAAAUACCGACUACACCUCACUAUCAUCAGAAUCAUCUUCAUCCUCGGCUGUCUCACAGAAUAAUAGCCGUCGCCAGAGAUCUUUUCAACAAUCGCAGCUCAGCACACAACUAUUACUAAAACAACAGCAGAAACAAAAGAUGUACCGAACCCAACAGAACCAGCCUGAGGCCAAAAAAAGGCCAUCUUAUGUUCAGCGGCUACCCAACGAGGUUCUGAUGGUUGUGUUUGAAAUGGUCGGCACCGGUGGUCGCAAAGCCGAUCUUUUGAACUGCACCCUAGUCAGCAAACUCUGGCACGAUUUAGUCACACCUGUACUCUGGAGAGCCCCCAUCCCCACACAGCCAAUUUGCUGGCUAUCCUCCCCAUCCACACUUGCAUUAUUAUCUGCUUCAUCUUCAUCUUCUUCAUCUUCUUCAUCAACCUCAUCAUCAUAUUCUUUUUAUUCUUCUAAUUCCACUUUAUCACCACCAUCAUCAUCUUCUUCUUCUUCUUCUUCUUGUUUUUCAAAUUCCAAUGGUCUGCGGUCCAACAAAUGGCAUACGUCCCAUCCACAAAAGGAAGAACAAAAGCCUUACCAGACCUAUAGUAAAACCAGUAGCCCAGAUAUGGAGGUAAAGGAUGUUCAUAGGGUUUCGACCGGCUUUCCAAUCCACCUGCCAAAGUACGGACAUGCAAUCCGCAACCUGACCCUUUCGUCGCCGGCUCUUCACAUCACAGACUGCUCGGUCAGACACAUCCUCAAAUACUGCCCCAACCUUGUCUCGCUCCAGCUGGCCAACUGCAGACACAUCACAAACGACAGCCUCCGCAGCCUCAGCCGGGCCCAAUGCGCUCCUCAUCUCCGGGUCCUCAACCUUCAGAACUGUGUCCAAGUCUCGGACACCGGCCUGACUUACCUUGCAGCCGAGUGCAGUUCGCUCGAGAUAAUCCAAUUGGGUGGCUGUGUCCGCAUCUCGCACCAAGGUGUCACACACCUCGUCAAGGCGUCUAGUCGCACUCUUAGGCGCCUUUGUCUGAGUGAUUGUGGCCGCGUGACAGGUGUGACGAUACACCAGAUUGCCAAACUGUGUCGCACACGUCUUGAAUGGCUCGACAUUGCCCGCAUUGGUGCCGUACAGCACGCUGAUCUCGCUGCCCUGGUCAGCUAUUGUCCAAAUCUCACCCGCCUGAACCUCGCCAGGCCAAAAUCGAUGCUACUCCGCCAACUCCAGCAACAUCGACAGGAACAAAGACGUCUACAACAUCAGCAAUAUCGGUCAAGCCAACAGACACAGACACAGACACAAAACGAUGACGAUUAUAUGUUGCCUUUAUUAGAGUCCCAGGUCAACCCUCUGGAUGAACUCAUCGACAUGUUACGUAGAUACAAUGUCCAGCCUGCGAUUUCAUCCCUGUUUGCGCACAACCAGAGAUUCGAACAGCAGUACCAGCAGCUAGCCAAACUAGACGAUGUUUCGGAUGCUUCCCUCGAACUGAUCAUCACACAGCUACCCCGCCUAGCCCACCUUGACCUUUCCCACUGGACCUGUCUCACAGAUGGUGCCAUCUGUGUCCUGGCCAAGCAUGGACUAGCACUGACCCACCUCAAUCUGUCGGGUUGCAAAAACAUCACCUAUCGCGUGUUUGGAUACCUUUCUAGUCUAUGUCAUCGCAACGAGAAAUUGACCAACAUCACACUUGGUGAAUUUGUGCCCCUUCAUGAACCACCACCACUUGCUCCUACCAAUCCAUCCACAGCUAAUACAUCACCAGCUAAUACAUCACCAGCAUUGGCAGCAUUAGCAGCAGCAGUAGCAACAACACAAGCAAGAAGAAGAGUAAGAAGACCAGCUACCGGUACUACUAUUAGUACCACUACUAUCAGUACUACUAGUACAACAGCAACAACAACAAUAAGAGGAACUGGUUCUUCUUCUUCUAUAUAAAUCAUCUUGGCGACAAUUAUAAAGAAUGAUCUUUUAUAUACAUACAUAUAUUUCUAUUCAAAAAAAAAAAUUAUUAUUAUUAUUAUUAUUAUUAUUAUUAUUAUUACUUGUUAAUGUUAGUUUAUUUGUUCUUGUUCUUUAUUUUUAUUGUUCUCUUUUGUUGUUAUACUACUAUUCCUCUUACUAUUACUAUUAUUAUUUAUAAUAUAUUUAUACUCUUUCAUUCAUCCUUUACAAACCCAAAAAAAAACCUUAAAAAAAAAAAGCCCAAUUCUUUUACGUUCUUGUAUAUAUAUACAUACCCACUUACUUGCUUACUUUGUUGGUUAGUUAGUUAGUUUCAUACAUAUUUAUUUUAUUAUCUUAAUAUCCUGUACCAUUUUCAUUCUUUCAUACUAUUUCCAAAAAUAAAAAUAAAAUAUAUAUAUAU